This is a messenger RNA of Salvia miltiorrhiza (redroot sage), 1918 nucleotides long. RefSeq lists its product as uncharacterized. The record is from RefSeq and is a predicted model, not a curated record. Gene Ontology annotation, molecular function: zinc ion binding. Gene Ontology annotation, biological process: chromatin remodeling. The coding region runs from base 193 to 1695 and encodes 500 amino acids. NCBI's taxonomy places the organism in Eukaryota, Viridiplantae, Streptophyta, Magnoliopsida, Lamiales, Lamiaceae. The transcript is spliced from 7 exons.
CACAACUCUCUUCUCUUCUCCCUCUCUUUUCUCUCUCCCCACCAUACCUCUCUCUUGGACAGAAAACCCAGAGCCCAGCGAAAAGCGUUGGAGCAAGAGUUUACUGAUGCAACUGUUGCAAUGGCAGACUAACGUUAAAAUGUUGAUGGGAAUUUCCAAUCCUUUUUACAUGGAAGUUGUUCUUCCGACUUCAUGAAACAAGGGUUUACAUGUGACCUGAUGCCAGGUACCAAGAUUCUGAGAAGAUGUUCAGUUUGUUGUGGACGCCAUUUUGAUGGCUGUGGAGAGCUUUUUACGGAGGAGAGGAAAACUGAUGAUGUUCUGCGCUUCUUAAACUACACAACAGAUUGUUCGCUGCUAUCAACAUCCAGUACAAUGUCUCAGAACUCCAUGCCCACUUUCGUAUACCGACGUAGAAGAUACCAUAAGAACUCUCUUUCAUUCUUCGAAAUUGAGUCAUCUGCCGGUACUAAACCUAGUGAUGCUUGCCACUCUGCCGUCUGUUCUGAAGCUCCUAUGUUGGCUGGCAAAGAGUAUUUGGUUUCUGUUUCUGAGCGUGCAACAGAAGAUGUAAGAUCUCCUACGGUGCAUCCAGUUGAAAACAAUAAAGUGGCUGCAGCAUCCUCUAACGGGUUUCGUGCUGUGGAAGAAGCUGGUUCUGAAGAGGCCUUGACAACUGAUGGAGACAGAAUUUUGAAUGACUGCAGUGCCAAUGAUCAUUGUUCAUCAUCAAAAUCAAAUUUGGAACUUAGUUCAGCUGCCUUAAAAGUUAAUACAGAUGAUGCUGGCGAGUGCUCCUCUUCUGGUGCAUUGAUUGCCGGGAAGGCGCCAGAAGAGAUUUCAGAAAGAGAUGUUUGCAUUUCAAUUCUUAGAAGUCAGGGACUGCUUGAUAAAGUUUGGGUUAGACGAGCUUCUAAUGAAAAUACCAACAACUACUGUUCGAAGUCAUGCAAAGUCUGUAAGAAGACGGAGAGUUCAAAAAACAUGCUAAUAUGUGAUACCUGUGAUGAUGCAUUUCAUACUUCUUGCUGUAAUCCUCGUAUAACAAUAUUGCCAGUUAGUGAGUGGCUUUGUAGCUCGUGUCUGAAAAAAAAACAUAAAAUAAUGAAAGAUAAAUCUACAAGCAGCAAUUUGGCAAACACAAGUACUGAAAGUGGCAGAAAUCGACAUUUAGCUUCAGAAUUGGAAUUGGGCUCCUUGGAGUUCAUGUUUAGAGAUACUGAACCGUAUAUGUCCAAUGUGCGAAUUGGCAAUGAAUUUCAAGCUGAUGUUCCUGAUUGGCGUGGCCCCAUUGAUGAGGAAUGCAAUCUUAUUGGCAAUCCAUUAGAAUUGGAUACUUCUAGUAACAUUAACAUGCAGGACGCGGAUACUAUCAAAUCUUUAAAGCGUCCUAUUGGUAAUUGGCUUCAGUGCCGUGAGGUCAUCGAAGGAGUUGGACAAGGCAUUGAUGGAACUGUAUGUGGAAAAUGGCGCAGAGCCCCCCUUUUUGAAGUUCAAACAGAUAACUGGGAAUGCUUCCGUUGCGUUCUUUGGGAUCCAACUCAUGCAGAUUGUGCUGUACCCCAGGAACUAGAGACGGAAGAAGUCAUGAAGCAAUUAAAGUAUAUGGAGAUGUUGAGACCCCGGCUUACUGCAAAGAGGCGCAAGUUGGAUGGUCCGAAGGGUAGCGGUGUACAAGACCGGUCGAGGUUAUGAAGAAACGUGAAGAUGAUGAAAGGCUAUUAAGUUGUAGAUGAGUAGAGUCUGAUGAUGGCUGUAAGUUUUGAACUACAUAUCGAAAUGCAAAAUAUGCAUCGAAAGCUUUGAACUACAUGUUGGUGAGAGGAGGCUCUCUUAGGGUAGCAUUUUUUGGUUUUUCUUUUUUGGGUUGUGAAUUUUUGUUCAUCUUUAGCAAUGCCAUUGUCUAGCUUAUAUUGUU